Sorex fumeus (smoky shrew) is the source of this 776-nucleotide messenger RNA. It is a transcript of the gene YPEL4, whose product is annotated as yippee like 4. The transcript has 5 exons. The coding region runs from base 317 to 700 and encodes 127 amino acids. NCBI's taxonomy places the organism in Eukaryota, Metazoa, Chordata, Mammalia, Eulipotyphla, Soricidae. The record is from RefSeq and is a predicted model, not a curated record.
AACUACCCUUCCCCGCCCCACCUCCCCUUCCCAAUUGAAGGAGCGGAGAGAAGAGAGAAGAGUGAUCAGAGAGAUUGAGAAAUAGAGAGAGAGAGAGAGAGAGCUAGACGGAUCUCUGGAGCCGACCUCAAGGUGACACCCAUUUCUAUCUGCUUCACGUCUGGGGGGGCCCUGGCCGGGCAGCCCCCCCGCACUCCUCCUGCCCUGAAACACGGCUCUAGCCAACCUGCUCCGCUGCUUCACCUGCGACCGUCUGUGCGGGGGCUGCACGGCGCCGGCCCCUCCCGCCCGCCAGGGCAUCGUGCUGCAGCCCGUCAUGCCCAGCUGCGACCCGGGCCCGGCCCCCGCCUGCCUCCCCGCCAAGACUUUCCGCAGCUACCUGCCCCGCUGCCACCGCACCUACAGCUGCGUGCACUGCCGCGCGCACCUGGCCAAGCACGAUGAGCUUAUCUCCAAGUCCUUCCAGGGCAGCCACGGGCGAGCUUACCUGUUUAAUUCCGUGGUCAAUGUGGGCUGCGGGCCUGCCGAACAGCGUCUCCUGCUCACCGGCCUGCACUCGGUCGCUGACAUAUUCUGCGAGAGCUGCAAGACCACCCUGGGUUGGAAGUAUGAACAAGCUUUUGAGACGAGCCAGAAGUACAAGGAAGGGAAGUACAUCAUUGAGAUGUCACAUAUGGUGAAGGACAACGGCUGGGACUGAGGGGCGCCCGUGGGCUGCGCCCUCCCUCCGCAUGGCCCCCCCGCCCCCCUCCUGCCCCCUGGCCCUGUCAAGCAGU